AACCUUGCUGGAGCAUCAACUUCUCCAGGAAGCCUUGCCUGGUUUUAGCUCUCUCCUGACAGUCAGUUCCUCCUUCCGCUCUCACCCCGGCGGCUUGAACAUAUCUCUUGUUGCAUUUGUGGUAAUGACCUCAUUCCUCCUGAAGCUCCCUGAGUGCCAGGACCAUUUCUGAGUCAUUUCUGCAUCUCAGGCCAGACCCAAGUACACACUCAGUGAGUGUUUGUAGAUUGACUGGGGCGCAUAUGGUGGAACUUUGGCAAAAACUGUGUCCUUUGGGCACCCAGUGGUUUCUGGGGGCACACUGAUAUUUGGUUCCUGGCCCCCAGGGACCUGCCUCUCAGUGAUCCUCUGCCCUGGACUUGAAGAAGUCAGACUUACCUUGGGCGAGGUGCUGAGCCUCUCUGAGCUGGAUUAGUGGCCUGGACCUGUGGCCAGGAGAGGGGAGGCGGACCCUGCUGGCGGGGGCCAGCUCAGCAGAAAGACCUCCCUCUGGAGGUCCAGCCACCCAGCCCCGUUUGAUCCCAGGUCUGGAGGUGCAGAGCCUACACUUGAAGGAGGCCAGCAAAGAGGGCUAUGUGGUCACGAUGCCCCAUGGGCAUCCGGAGGGGCCCAGCCACAUCCGCAUCCCCGCAAGUGAAGUGAAGCAGCUCCUCGGGAAAGGCCUCUCCAGAGUCACCGUGAUCCACAGCUGGUUCAGCUCGAGUGUCUUCCAGCACACCCUAGGGGAUCCUGGCCUAGAGCCCCAGGCCUCUCACAGCUCAGAAGAGGCAAGCAAGACACAGAGGUUUCUAAGCACCCGGGUGGGCUCAGCCAUCAUCUCCUCUGAGGUAUGGGAUGAAACCGGGGAGGUCAGCAAGGCCGUGACCUUUCACCUACAGCACCAGGCCCAGGCCUUCCCACAGAAACUGGUGGAGCCUGUCUGUGCUUUCUGGAACUUCAGUAGCGGCCCAGACACAGGGCUCUCGUGGGCCCCUACUGGCUGUUCUGUGGCCACCGUGUACGAGGACUCGACUGCCUGCUUCUGCAACCACAGCACCAACUUUGCUGUCCUGUUGCAGGUGUAUGACGUCCAGGUCCGGAGCGCCCUGCAGAGGAUGACGGAGAAAAAGACAACAGAGGCCUUCACGGUGGGUGUGGGCAGCCCGAAGACAUUUGGCUGUUAG
Molecule: messenger RNA, 1163 nt
Organism: Leptonychotes weddellii (Weddell seal)
Lineage: Eukaryota; Metazoa; Chordata; Mammalia; Carnivora; Phocidae
Source: RefSeq, a predicted model, not a curated record